Messenger RNA from Leptosomus discolor (cuckoo roller), 1114 nucleotides. It is a transcript of the gene C1GALT1, whose product is annotated as core 1 synthase, glycoprotein-N-acetylgalactosamine 3-beta-galactosyltransferase 1. Gene Ontology annotation, molecular function: N-acetylgalactosaminide beta-1,3-galactosyltransferase activity. NCBI's taxonomy places the organism in Eukaryota, Metazoa, Chordata, Aves, Leptosomiformes, Leptosomidae. The record is from RefSeq and is a predicted model, not a curated record. Gene Ontology annotation, cellular component: membrane.
UUACCUUCAGGAGAUGGCCUCUUCUAAGUCUUUGAUGAACCUUCUGACCUUCACUUUUGGAUCAGCAAUAGGAUUUUUCGUGUGCUAUCUUCUCUUCAGCAUUAUACUAGAAGAGCAGGUUAAGAUCCAGCCUCACAUCCUUCACAAUGAUCCACAUGGCCAACACUCAGCAGAUACCGAUAACAAUCAGCUGCAAGGGCAGAUGAAUUUCAAUGCAGACUCGGGGCAGCAUAAAGAUGAGAAUAAAAAUGUUGCCGAGGGACUGUAUCAGAAGGUGAAAAUACUGUGUUGGGUCAUGACAGGACCUCAGAAUCUAGAAAAGAAAGCCAAGCAUGUUAAGGCCACUUGGGCCCAACGUUGUAAUAAAAUACUUUUUAUGAGCUCUGAGGAGAAUAAAGACUUCCCAACUGUGGGCCUAGAAACCAAAGAAGGCAGGGACCAACUGUACUGGAAGACUAUUAAAGCUUUUCAAUAUGUGUAUGACCAUUAUUUUGAUGAUGCUGAUUGGUUUAUGAAAGCAGACGAUGAUACAUACGUUAUAUUGGACAAUUUGAGGUGGCUUCUUUCAAAAUACAGUCCUGAACAACCGAUAUACUUUGGAAGGAGGUUUAAGCCUUACGUGAAGCAGGGCUACAUGAGCGGAGGGGCAGGAUAUGUUCUGAGCAAAGAAGCUCUGAAGAGGUUCGUUACUGCAUUUAAAACGAACAAGUGCUCCCACAGUUCCUCUAUUGAAGACCUAGCACUAGGAAAAUGCAUGGAGAUCAUCAAUGUGGAAGCAGGAGACUCUAGGGAUACAAGCGGUAGAGAAACCUUUCAUCCCUUCGUUCCAGAACAUCACUUAAUCCGAGGAUACCUGCCCAAAACAUUCUGGUACUGGAAUUACAAUUAUUACCCUGCUGUAGAGGGUCCCGGAUGCUGCUCCGACCUAGCGGUUUCAUUCCACUACGUUGAUUCCAUCACGAUGUAUCAUUUGGAGUAUUUGAUUUAUCAUCUCCGUCCGUAUGGGUAUUUGUAUCGCUACGAUCCUGAUGCGGCAAAGAAGCCAGAAGAGCAGAGCGAAAACGAAGCACCGGCGGAUAGUCAAAAGCUAAAGCAAAAAAUUUCUGAGAAUUAA